CAGUUACGUAGAGAGCGUAGCUGUGGGCGGAUCUGUGGUAGCCAGUAGCUGGCUACGAGAUCUCCGUCGGCGACGUUAGCCAGACGGGCUAGCAAUGACGGAUAGGAUUGCUCCUGCCGGGGUCUGGAUUGUGAGUCACCAGACAUGAUUUUAUGGAGACCACCCUACAAGGCCUGAGCUGAUUUUGUCAGCUUUGUGUAGGUUUGGUUUUCACCUCCCCAAGUGUCCUCUGGAUAUCAGCUGACCAUGGUGGUCUGAACAGAGGAAAGCCUGGCACAGUGUGUGUUCACUCUAACACGGCAAGGCUCGACCGAGAGAGGAGCAGGAGAGGAGACGGACCGGAGCAAAGAGAAAAAGCAUAUUUAAACACAACAUGUCUCAAAACAGAGAACUGGUGGUUUUCUACAUAAACUAUAAACUCACCCAGAGAAACUAUCCUCUCAGCCACAUGGGACUCAUAGAGCCUCCAAACAGGACUGAUGGGGGGGAGGCAGGGUUAGGUGAGGAGCAGCGGGUAGCGACACACGCCAACGGGACUUUUAACGGCAUGAGUCCCGGGACCCCGCCAGCAUCCCCGCUGCGGCAGCAACAGUUGCCAUCAACGACGAGCCUGGAUGCGGUGAAAGAGGCCCUCCGGGACUCAGCCAACGAGUUUGAGCUGCGUUACGCCCGCGCCUUCAGCGAUCUGCACCACCAGCUGCACAUCACGCCGGCCACAGCCUACCAAAGCUUCGAGAACGUGAUGGAUGAGGUGUUCCGGGACGGAGUCAACUGGGGCCGCAUCGUAGGGCUUUUCGCUUUUGGCGGGGCGCUGUGCGUGGAGUGCAUCGAGAAGGAGAUGAGUCCGUUGGUGGGCAGGAUCAUAGAGUGGAUGACGGUCUAUCUGGACAACCACAUUCAGCCCUGGAUCCAGAGCCAAGGAGGAUGGGAGCGCUUCGCCGAAAUCUUCGGGCAGGACGCAGCGGCAGAGAGCAGGAGGUCUCAGGAGAGUUUCAAAAAGUGGCUGCUGGCGGGGAUGACCCUGGUGACCGGAGUUGUGGUGGGCUCACUCAUCGCCCAGAAACGCCUGUGAAGGGAGAACCGCGACAACCCUUCCUAACGCUCAUGAUCCUCUCCACCUGCCUCCGUCACUACCCUCAACCUACACACCACGAAAGUUAAAAUGAAGGUCCCGUUUGUCUCGUCAGAACUGCUGAUGAUGUUUACUAUUCCCCCUCCCCCUCACACAUCCCACAGUGGACUAAGAAUCCUCACAUGUUGUUGAACUGAGAAAAAGACAGAAAAGAGGAUGAGUUACUAGUAUUCAUGUGUUCACCUUAUUCCACCUUGAUGAAAAAUGUGCGGUUAUACAGAGACAGACAUGUUAUGCUUUCAUUUACUGAAGCGAUUGUUCCUGCUAUUCCUUCCUCCACUGGUUAUUACUUUAUGUUUGUACACAUUAGUUUUAACAAAUUUUGUUUUCCCAUGUUUGUCCUCAAAAGAGGCUAAAACUGACUCCAGUCCUCACAGUUAACCCAAACCUGUGUGAUAUUAAGAGUCAGUUUGUUGUGGGGCCUGGGCUGCUCUACACGUCUCUGUCUUGAAGCUUGUUUUGUUGCCCAUCCUCACAGACGCCUCUACGAUAGGUUUGUGUGUGCCAUAUGGAGAGUGAAAGCAGGGGAGGAUGUAGCACCUGCCCCUGAACAACUUCUGUAGUUCCCAUUUCCUGCCAGCCAUCCUGAUCACCUGCACAUAACAGUAUAACAUCAUAACUCAUGACUUCACACACCGAUUGUUUUGUCUCGCCCUGUUCUUCAUGCUUAUUGGUUUUGUAUAAAUGAUGAAUAAGAAGGAGUCAAUCUGAUUUUAGUUAACAAAACAUGGGAGUCUUAAAGUUAAAACCUAAUAGGAAACUAUCUCCUCUGCUUGUUUGUGUUUGUUGGUGCAUUUUGGUUUUUGGAUUUGUGAACCAUUAAAACCCCACUGCUCUCGCCGA
Molecule: messenger RNA, 1975 nt
Organism: Epinephelus fuscoguttatus (brown-marbled grouper)
Lineage: Eukaryota; Metazoa; Chordata; Actinopteri; Perciformes; Serranidae
Gene: bcl2l1
Product: BCL2 like 1
Exons: 3
Coding region: 374-1072 (232 amino acids)
Biological process (GO): negative regulation of intrinsic apoptotic signaling pathway; extrinsic apoptotic signaling pathway in absence of ligand; intrinsic apoptotic signaling pathway in response to DNA damage
Cellular component (GO): mitochondrial outer membrane
Molecular function (GO): protein homodimerization activity; protein heterodimerization activity
Source: RefSeq, a predicted model, not a curated record